GCGCUACUAGCAGCUGUUGCUCGGCAUCCAGUUGCCGAUUUGAACUGAAGUAAACAAACGCUAUUAUGUCACUGCAAUGAGAGCAGCUUGGCGUUGUAACUUCGCUACAAUAUUAUAUUUUGAAUAUGGCUCCUAUCAGUGCAGCUGAUUUCUAUGUUAGCAGUGACGAUGAUGAAUUACCGACCCUAGACAACCUUCUGACUUGCUCUCCGAAUCACACGCAGCCCAAAUAUUCGCAGCCAAGGUUAAUAUCCAGCCUUGAGAAGAGCAGUGUAAUUAUAACCAAGUCAGCAGAGCGGCUCAACGAUUUGGAGGUACAAACACCCGAAAUUAUCGACUUAAUAUCCGACUCAGAAGACACAACACCUAAACGCGCCAUCCCAACCUUUACUAGAAAAGCGAUACGGAAGAAAUGGGAGUCAUCCCUUGAUCACGCCGAUGAUGGUAUCUUUGACGAGGAGACAGCGCCUCAGCCCAGAAGCAGCUUUAUACACCCUCAGAAAUCUGGAAAGAGAGAAAAUGGCCUUCAGUCACGUCUCAAGCAGAAACAUGGCGACAAUCUAGCUUCGGGAAAGGAGUCGACAGAAUCAGUAAGAGGUUUUCGAGGGCCUUCAAAACUGCCUGACGAAACUCCCUUUACCAACAAAUCUGGAUCGAAAACUCGACUCUUGAACUCUGAUUAUUCGGCAUUGAGAUUACGUCGAUCUCAUUUUCUCACAAACGAAGGGUUGUCUGACGAUAAUCAAGAAGAACCGUUAACACAACACCCUCGUAACCGAUCUGUGCGCCCUCUCCAGACCGUGGGGCCGAACUCUCAGCGACAAUCUUCUGAGAACAAGGGUCGUCAAAAUAUAAUUCAUCCCUUUUCACACCUUCAACUGGAUCUUGAAGAAUCGCUAGAAAGAGACACGUUACGAAAUCUUCCUAUCAUCUCUCCUAGAAACGACAAACAGAAGGAUCCAAGAUCAGCCGAUGAAGCGCUUCACAUCAGGAUUUCGCGAGAGCUAGAAUUCGAUAAUGCUCGGGAUCUUGAGUCUGACGACGACCAGUAUGAGCCGCAUAUUCCUCGUAAACCCACCCCCACCCAGUCUAAAGUUCCAAAAACGAGCUCUCCGAAAAAGCAAACCAAAAAGUCGUUUGAUGCGAAAAAAGGUCAGCUGGCGACAGAUUUUCUCCGGCAACUUGACACCCAAAUCACGGAUGGCAAAAUUGGAGAAUUGACUGAGACAACUGGAGGAGUCAAGAUUGUGUGGAGCAAGACUCUCAAGACAACAGCUGGCCGAGCAAGCUGGAAGCGAGAGACGGUGAGCUCUAAGCAAACAAAGGACGGCGUUGGUGUGGAGGUGAAACAGUAUCGACACCAUUCAUCGAUUGAGCUUGCCGAGAAGGUUAUCGAUGACGAGCAGCGCUUGCUUAAUGUCUUAGCGCAUGAAUUUUGCCAUUUGGCCAACUUCAUGAUCAAUGGUAUCAAAGAUAACCCUCAUGGGAAAGAGUUCAAGGUCUGGGCGGCAAAGUGUUCCAAACUAUUUGGCUCACAGGGCAUCAAGGUUACCACCAAACAUACGUAUGAAAUUGACUUCAAAUAUGUAUGGGCUUGCACAGCAUGCAGCUGUGAGUAUAAGCGCCACUCCAAGAGCAUUGACCCCAAGAGACAUCGAUGUGGCAGUUGCAAAGCUCUACUUGAGCAGACAAAACCAGCACCGCGGCAAGGUUCGACCGCUGGUAAAUUGAGUGACUACCAGCUGUUUGUUAAAGAACAAAUGAAGAUCGUUCGAAUCGAGAACCCAGACAGCCAGCAGAAGGACGUUAUGAAGAUAAUUGCAGAUAAAUGGGCCAAAAGUAAAAACUAGCAGGACGAAAAGAAUAGCAUCGUAUACGCCACCAUAUGUUUUUUGAGACAAAGAUAAAGUCACUGGAUAAACUGGAUAUUAAUAUAUCGAUAGAUCUUUCUACUGAAAUAAUAA
Messenger RNA from Trichoderma asperellum CBS 433.97, 1964 nucleotides. RefSeq lists its product as uncharacterized. Gene Ontology annotation, cellular component: nucleus. Lineage: Eukaryota; Fungi; Ascomycota; Sordariomycetes; Hypocreales; Hypocreaceae. The record is from RefSeq and is a predicted model, not a curated record.